UGACCCGACGCAGAGGCCUGUGGCGCAGGCGCAGUUCGUUGGUCUCUAGGCCGAGCUGCUGUAGGUGAGUCCUGGCUGCGCGGAGUUCACUUCAUCCCAUUUGUUGCCAUCAUUGACCGCAUUUGACCCUUCUAACUGGGAGAAAAUGGUGAAUGUCUUGAAAGGCGUACUUAUAGAAUGUGACCCUGCUAUGAAGCAGUUUCUUCUGUACUUGGAUGAGUCAAAUGCCCUAGGGAAGAAAUUCAUCAUACAAGAUAUAGAUGAUACCCAUGUCUUCGUACUGGCAGAGCUGGUUAACUUCCUCCAGGAGCGAGUGGGAGAGUUAAUGGACCAGAACUCUUUUCCUAUUACACAGAAAUGAAAAGACUAGAAAAUGGGACAUUACCUAUCUCAGAAAUUCUGAAAUCGUAAACAAACAAAAAAGAGUAUUUCCAUCUAGCAUUUUAUGAAACUGAUUACAUAGAUAAUUAGGCAUUUAUAUAGCAACGGUUAUUGCACAAAUGCAUAUCCUCAAACUAAAUGUUCCUGAAUUGUUUGGUUUCUGUUCAAUCCACUAGACAACGUGAAUAAAAACUUUUACCAGA
This is a messenger RNA of Gracilinanus agilis (Agile Gracile Mouse Opossum), 584 nucleotides long. It is a transcript of the gene GTF2H5, whose product is annotated as general transcription factor IIH subunit 5. The transcript has 3 exons. Gene Ontology annotation, cellular component: transcription factor TFIIH core complex; transcription factor TFIIH holo complex. Gene Ontology annotation, biological process: nucleotide-excision repair, preincision complex assembly; transcription initiation at RNA polymerase II promoter; transcription by RNA polymerase II. NCBI's taxonomy places the organism in Eukaryota, Metazoa, Chordata, Mammalia, Didelphimorphia, Didelphidae. The record is from RefSeq and is a predicted model, not a curated record. Bases 146 to 361 code for a protein of 71 amino acids.